This is a messenger RNA of Physella acuta, 2447 nucleotides long. RefSeq lists its product as uncharacterized. Gene Ontology annotation, molecular function: protein binding. NCBI's taxonomy places the organism in Eukaryota, Metazoa, Mollusca, Gastropoda, Physidae. The record is from RefSeq and is a predicted model, not a curated record.
AACGGAUGGGACACUUUCAAUGUUAUUUCCACCACUGAUAUUUAUUUACAUUAUUUGGCUAAAAAUUGUAAAGUUGUAUAUUUAUAAAUGUUCUAAAGUCUAAAGAUGCAUGCUGAGAGAUCAUCACAACAUUUUUAAUACUGAGAUAGUGCUGUACGAAAUUAAUAGCAGAGACACCACCAAAUUCUAAACAUGGCUUGUACAUCUACGCCAGACAACGCAUCAUGUGAUUUCACCAUCGUGGUUGAAGGCACUGAAUUUAAAAGCCAUCGGGAAAUUCUAAGUUCAGCUUCAAAUUACUUUGACGCCUUGUUUAGAAGCAACAUGAGGGAGACAAAAGAAGGGAGGGUGGAGCUACAGGGUAUGACAAAUGAGACUUUCGCUGUUGUGUUAAAUUUCAUCCACCAGCGUGUCCAUGGUCUGACGGCGGAUAACAUUGAUGACAUCUGGGAUGCAGCGAAUCGUCUGGAUAUAGCAAUAUAUCUUAAUAAAAUAGAGCAGUUUGUGAUUGAUAAUUUAUCAAUUGAUAAUCUGUGGCGCUUUUAUUUAAAAGCUGUCGAUUUCAACUCAAACAAAGUGAAAGAAGGGUCGCUAAUGUUCAUGAUGAAAAAUUACGAACAUGUUGUGAUGAUGAAAGAGUUUCUGAAUUUUCCUUUUCCUUUAGUGCUAUCUUGUAUUGAAAGUGAGGAGUUGAAUGUCAAGACAGAGGACUCAGUUCUGGAGUCCAUUUUAACCUGGGUUUCUCAUGGGACAUACAGACCAGGUGCUUGUAUAUCAGCUGACUCUAGAGAUACGGGAGCCACGUGUAAAGAUAUCGAACUACAGAACAGUGAGGGACACGCUCGUGACGUCACAACUGACGUCAUAAAGGUUUGUCACAAUUAUGACACAGGAACGAUAACAACGGACAAGCCUGGAGUUAACUUCAGCAAACAUGGUCAUCACGAUGACGUCAAGAAUGAGGACCCGACUGAUGAAGUAACACAAUAUAGCCGGACAGGCGAACGGGCAAAUUAUCUCUCUAAACUCAUGUCUAGUGCCAAACUUACUUUAGCCAGCGCCAGUUACCUUCGGAGUUUACUCAAAAACCCCUAUUUAAUCCAAUGCCCAGAUGCCUAUCACGGAGUAGAGGAAGCCCUGAAAUACAAGUGUGGGGUGUAUCCUUUAGAGAGCGCCAUAUUAACACCUGUUCGAACUUGCAGCGGAAAGAAAAAUGCCUUGGCGUUUGUUGGAAUGGAUUUCUGUCUGCACCUCUACGAUUUGGAAAACAGGACUUUCAGAAAACUCAAGCUAGACAAUUUCAAAGGACGAUACGGAAAGGUUGUGUCUGUAGUAUCGCUGGGGUCAACACUUUGCUUCAUAUGCGAAAGGUACUUAAGAAAUUGUCCUUUCGCCAAACAUAAAUGCCGCCUUGCGACUGUCCUUUUGUUAAAGGAGAAUAAAACGUUGUCCACACUGUAUGAAUUGUGCGGUAAAUACGACUGUCUCCAAACUUUAUUCUGUGUGAAUAACAAAAUUGUUUGCGUAAAAGCAAACGAUCGAUAUGCUGCAACCAGAAGUCGAAUACAUAAUCCAGAUUUACUAAACACAGUCGUAUUAAACUCUGAUAAUGUGUAUCUCUAUGCCUGUGCUUUUGAAAACGAUAUUUUGAUGAUUAUGCGCAAAGAUUUUUUAACAAACCAACCUAACGAUUUACAAGUCCACACUUACAAUCUGGAAACUAAGUCCCUAACAGCAACCAAAAUACCAAAUGUUGGUUGAUUAGAUUUUAUUGCUGUUGCAAUACACAAAGACAAAGACACGUUUCUUUUACUCUCAAGUGGAGUUUUACUUUCGAUCAAGAGAGGUUCUGACAAUGCAAUUAAAUUCACCCCUGUAGUCCAUCUUUGGACAAAUAUUAAUAUGAUGCUAAACGGAGCUGUGUGCUAUAAAAAUGAGCUGACUGUGUUUUGUAUAGCAAGUCGUGUGCCCAAUUGGACGAUUUUGUCGUCCGUGCCGGGACUGUUUGAGAAGAUCAGUGUCGUCGAGCAGACGGAGGAGAUGUGGCCAACAACUAUGGUGCCUGUGAUAGCUCCCUUGUCUUGGUUCGGGUAAAUAGUUGUGAGUUUUUGACAGAGCUUCUGUUGUUCCAUCAUCUGCUUUCACCAUUCUUUGGAAUAAAGGUCGCCAGUCAAUGAAAACCAUUCUAUAUCGUCAAACACAAUAUGCCAAAAAAAAAAGAGUGAGAAUAACAUUAGCUCAGCGAGUCAUAUAAUUUUAGCGUUUGACCAACGAUAAUAUUCUAUUUCUUCGAUUUACUGACUACAGAAGAUCGUUCUGUACAGUCAGCUACCUUGAUCUAAUUCGAUCUCACCGAAGACCAGCUAGUUAUAUUACAACGUUUUACGUGUAUACAUCACUAUUUACACAUUAUCUUGUGUCUUUUAUUAUGCUUAUCACAUUUACGC